CGUAGGAGAGACAGCGAGAGAGAGGAGAGCCGUAGGAGAGACAGUGAGAGAGAGCUAGGUCUUCUAUCUGGCAACACAAGGGCGGAGGCUUGCCAUCCAGGAGGUGACGGGGAGGAAGGUCGAGCGUGGGGAGAGCUGACUGAGUCAUCCCGCAGAGAUAGUACUGGCAAUGAGGGUGACACAAUAGCACAAGGUGGUGACAGGGAGGGCUACCCAGUACCACUAGAGGGAGCCAACAAUGAGUACCCGUGCACGAUGCCACGAGGGGAUGACGCCGCAGAGGUGGAGGAGGAGCUUGAUUUGGCAGAAGGCGUUGAUGAGGAGGGCGAUGCAAGAGUGACAUUCCGGGAGGUUCUGAGGAAAGGAAGCAAAGAGGAAUGCAUUCCCAGGAAAAGAAGCCAAGAAGAGGAGAUCCUUGAAGGAAGCGGGGAUGAGGACAUCGCUGCGGAUGCUGAUGAAAUGAGAGCGAGUGCGGCCGACUCGGGCGUCUGCGGGAUGUCGUCAUCGUCAGGGACGACCGACCCAGUCGAGUCAUCACUGAUGAUGUCAUCGUCGAUGAUGAUGUCAUCGUCGAUGAUGAUGACGUCAUCGCUGCACGAUUGCCGUGGCGACAACGACGACGACGACGACUACCUCUCGUCCGGUUCAGACAGCGGCAGCGCGCGCUCGUUUGUUUCGCGCGAGGAGACUGGGGGCGGCAGCGGUGGCGACACCCGCAAGGUCACGGGGUCAAGGUCAGGCGAUCAGAGCGAGAAAAAGCAGCUGCAGUCGUCGCCGCAGCGACAGGAAGAGGUGCAGCGCGGGUCUUUCUCGGCAGAUUGGAGCGAGGGAGCAACUACUGUGAUGGAAUCUGUGAUGACGGCCGAUGCGGAUGGGAGCAGCAGACGCGACGGCGAAUGCUUAGACACGCCGCUGGCGAUGAGAAGCCAACCUGAUGAGCACAGGUGGUCGGCGACAGAGGGCGCUACCUAUGUCUCGGGUAAGUCCUCGGGCGGCGAUGGCGGGAGCUGGAGCUCGCCACCAGGGGGAGACGGCAGUGAGUGCGCGGAGUUUGGCGCCAUUAUCGGUAUAUCGGGUGACGCGUCGUUGACGGUGACGACGACGACAAGAGACAAGAGGCACGGGAACGGCAGCGGUGAUGGCCGGAAAGACGAGGGCGUGACUAGAGAGGGCGCCGGCGACGCAGCGACGACCCUCGGCUGCCCAGAAGAACUAUCGUAGUGUCCGCUGCACGUGGAAAGAGCUGCCACGCGGUGGCAGCACGUCCGACCAUACUUUGGGCAACGUUGGACAGUCAGUCAUGCCGUCCAUCUAGACCAUCGAAAAAUCACCCCAAGGGGCGUGCUUGCUGCUGCCGGAGUGUCCAGCACAUGCCAAUGUCAUCAUAUAUUUAGAUAUAUAAAUAUCAAGGGAUGAGAUAUCAGCGCAUAAGAUUUACAGGUUGGGAUUUCAAAGGGAUAAGGGAUAAAAUAUGAGAGGGUGAGAUAUUAAGGGAUAUUAUAUCAAAGGUCGUGAUAUCAGUAGAUAUGCUAUCAAGGGAGAGAGGAGCCUGGGUCAAGGGUUUAGGGUACACAGUCGGUAUUGUAUAUGCAGGGCAGGUGUUGUCCUGCCAAAAUGUACGCAUAUAAAUAACAUCUAUAGGGUUUUUAUGCCCUUGGAAAUGUAUAAAGGUCACAAGAAAAAUUAAAUGAAGACAAAUUCUGUUUCA
This is a messenger RNA of Priapulus caudatus, 1708 nucleotides long. Its product is annotated as GPI-anchored CFEM domain protein A-like. The transcript has 4 exons. The record is from RefSeq and is a predicted model, not a curated record. NCBI's taxonomy places the organism in Eukaryota, Metazoa, Priapulida, Priapulimorpha, Priapulimorphida, Priapulidae. Bases 256 to 1221 code for a protein of 321 amino acids.